Erigeron canadensis is the source of this 1776-nucleotide messenger RNA. RefSeq names its product UDP-glucose 6-dehydrogenase 1. Lineage: Eukaryota; Viridiplantae; Streptophyta; Magnoliopsida; Asterales; Asteraceae. Bases 95 to 1543 code for a protein of 482 amino acids. The transcript has 2 exons. Gene Ontology annotation, molecular function: NAD binding; UDP-glucose 6-dehydrogenase activity. Gene Ontology annotation, biological process: glycosaminoglycan biosynthetic process. Gene Ontology annotation, cellular component: cytosol; nucleus. The record is from RefSeq and is a predicted model, not a curated record.
AUUAUUAUCUUGAUCUCCUCCUUUCUUUCUCUCUUUGUUCACUCACUUACCACUCAAUCAAACAAUCAAGGUGCUAAAAAAAAUAUUUUAAAAAAUGGUGAAAAUAUGUUGUAUUGGAGGUGGCUAUGUUGGGGGUCCAACCAUGGCUGUCAUUGCAUUGAAAUGCCCAUCAGUUGAAGUGGUGGUUGUCGAUAUCUCUGUGCCUCGAAUUACAGCAUGGAACAGCAACAAACUUCCUAUCUAUGAGCCUGGACUCGACGAAGUGGUGAAGAAAUGCAGGGGAAAAAAUCUUUUCUUUAGUAACGAAGUGGAAAAAAAUGUUGCAGUCGCGGAUAUUGUAUUUGUUUCUGUAAAUACCCCAACUAAAACUUCAGGUCUAGGAGCUGGAAAAGCAGCUGACUUGACAUACUGGGAAAGUGCUGCACGUAUGAUAGCCGAUGUAUCAAAAUCUUCAAAGAUUGUAGUUGAAAAAUCAACUGUUCCUGUUAAAACUGCAGAAGCUAUAGAAAAGAUUUUGACCCAUAACAGUAAGGGGAUUGAGUUUCAGAUACUCUCAAACCCAGAGUUUUUAGCCGAAGGUACUGCAGUCACUGAUCUUCUCAACCCUGACCGUGUCCUUAUUGGAGGUCGACAGGAAACCCCUGGUGGGUUGAAAGCUAUCCAAACACUAAAAGAUAUUUACGCCCACUGGGUCCCACAGGAACGGAUUUUAUGUACUAAUCUUUGGUCCUCUGAGCUAUCCAAGCUUGCUGCUAAUGCUUUUUUGGCUCAAAGAAUCUCUUCUGUUAACUCAAUUUCAGCACUAUGCGAAGCCACAGGGGCAAAUGUUACACAAGUUUCAUACGCUGUUGGGAAGGAUAGUAGAAUUGGCCCAAAGUUUCUCAAUGCUAGUGUUGGGUUUGGUGGGUCUUGCUUUCAAAAAGACAUCUUGAAUUUGGUGUACAUUUGUGAGUGUAACGGGCUUCCAGAGGUAGCGAAUUAUUGGAAACAGGUUAUAAAGAUUAAUGACUACCAAAAAAGUCGAUUUGUGAACCGACUUGUUUCUUCCAUGUUUAAUACGGUAUCAGGUAAAAAGAUUGCCAUUUUAGGGUUCUCGUUCAAGAAAGACACCGGUGACACAAGAGAGACCCCGGCUAUUGAUGUGUGCAGAGGUUUGCUAUUAGACAAGGCUCAUUUAAUCAUAUAUGAUCCUCAAGUUCCCGAAGCACAAAUAAUGAAGGAUCUUUCAACACCAAAGUUUGACUGGGAUAAACCAGGGUCAACGAUUCAUAUAACAGAAGAUGUGGUCAACCAAAGUGUUAAAGUGGUUCAUGGUGCAUAUGAAGCUACUAAGGAUGCUCAUGCUAUAUGCAUCCUUACGGAGUGGGACGAGUUUAAAAGUCUUGAUUACCAGAAGAUAUAUGACAACAUGCCAAAACCAGCUUAUAUGUUUGAUGGUAGGAAUGUAGUAGAUGUCGAAAAGCUAAGGAAGAUUGGGUUUAUUGUUUACUCGAUUGGGAAGCCAUUAGAUCCAUGGCUAAAGGACAUGCCUGCCAUUGCUUGAAGAUCGACUCAGAAGCCUCAUUAACUUCCUAUGGUAGCGGAAGUUUGUUAGAGUUUCGUAUUCCAUGUUUGCCUUUAUAUUUUGUUCUUUAUAAGUGGUCGCUAUGUUUUGAUCUUGUUAUAGAUUUAAGUAAUAACAUCUUUACAAGUAGAUUAGGUAAUUGUUGAUGAUUGAUGCGUACUUGAAACCUUUUAUUAUCAUAUCUUUUGGGAAUCAGACGAUAGAUUUCAUAA